Microtus ochrogaster (prairie vole) is the source of this 1860-nucleotide messenger RNA. It is a transcript of the gene Treh, whose product is annotated as trehalase. Gene Ontology annotation, molecular function: alpha,alpha-trehalase activity. Gene Ontology annotation, biological process: trehalose catabolic process. Lineage: Eukaryota; Metazoa; Chordata; Mammalia; Rodentia; Cricetidae. The record is from RefSeq and is a predicted model, not a curated record.
GGGAUGAUGUGGGAGCUGUACCUGCUGCUUCUGCUGGGACUGGGACUCAGGUCCCAGGAGGCCCUGCCGCCACCCUGUGAGAGCCAGAUUUACUGCCAUGGGGAACUCCUGCACCAAGUUCAGAUGACUAAACUCUACCAAGAUGACAAGCAGUUUGUGGACAUGUCACUCACCGCAUCUCCAGAUGAAGUGCUGCAGAGUUUCAGACAGCUGGCCAUGACACACAACAACAGCAUCCCCAGGGAAGAGCUUCAGAAGUUUGUCCAGACAUACUUCCAGCCUGUGGGGCAGGAGCUGCAGUCCUGGAUCCCAGAGGACUGGAAAGAGAGGCCUCAGUUCCUGCAGAAGAUCUCCGAUGCCAAGCUGCGUGACUGGGCGGGGCAACUGCACCAGAUCUGGAAGAACCUGGGAAAGAAGAUGAAACCAGAGAUUUUCAAAAACCCUGAGAGGUCCUCCCUGAUCUACUCAGAACACCCCUUCAUCGUGCCUGGAGGACGUUUUGUUGAGUUCUACUACUGGGACUCCUACUGGGUGAUGGAAGGUCUGCUUCUCUCUGAGAUGACCUCAACAGUGAAGGGCAUGCUGCAGAACUUUCUGGAUCUGGUGAAGACCUACGGACACAUCCCCAAUGGCGGACGUGUGUAUUACCUGCAACGGAGCCAGCCCCCACUCCUGACUCUCAUGAUGGAUCUGUAUGUGAAUUACACCAAGGACAUCAGCUUUCUGCAGGAGAACAUUGAAACCCUAGCCUCAGAACUGGACUUCUGGACCAUGAACAGAAGUUUGUCUGUGAGCUCAGGAGGAAAAAGCUAUAUCUUGAACCGUUACUAUGUCCCUUAUGGGGGACCCAGGCCAGAGUCCUACAGCAAGGAUGAAGAAUUGGCAAACACUGUGCUGGAAGGGGACCGAGAGACUCUGUGGUCUGAGCUCAAGGCUGGAGCUGAGUCUGGCUGGGACUUCUCUUCACGCUGGCUUGUCGGAGGCACAAACCCUGAUUUACUUAGCAGCAUCCGAACCAGCAAAAUGAUACCUGUUGACCUGAAUGCAUUCCUGUGCCAAGCAGAGGAGCUGAUGAGUAACUUCUACUCCAGGCUAGGGAAUGACGCCGAGGCCACAAAGUACAGAAACUUGCGGUCCCAGCGCUUGGCCGCCAUGGAGGCCGUCCUGUGGGACGAGCAGAAAGGAGCCUGGUUCGACUAUGACUGGGAAAAAGAGAAGAAGAACCUGGAGUUUUAUCCCUCCAACCUCACCCCGCUCUGGACUGGCUGCUUCUCAGACCCUAGCGUCCUUGACAAGGCUCUGAACUACUUGGAGGACAACAAUAUCUUGACCUACCAGUAUGGGAUCCCGACCUCUCUUCACAACACAGGCCAGCAAUGGGACUUCCCCAAUGCCUGGGCGCCCCUGCAGGACUUAGUCAUCAGAGGUUUGGCCAAGUCAGCGUCCCCCCGGACUCAGGAGGUGGCUUUCCAGUUGGCCCAGAACUGGAUCAGAACCAACUUCAAAGUCUACUCCCAAAAGUCAGCAAUGUAUGAGAAGUAUGACAUCACCAACGGUGGACAGCCAGGUGGAGGAGGGGAGUAUGAAGUUCAGGAAGGAUUUGGUUGGACUAACGGACUGGCACUGACGCUUUUGGACCGCUAUGGUGACCAGCUGACCUCAGGAACCCAGCUAGCUUCCCUGGGACCCCACUGCCUCCUGGUGGCCCUUCUCAUCAGCUUUCUGCUACAGUGACCACAAGGAGAAUGGCCUCACUGCGUGCAUUUCCUCCUCUGGCUCCACACCUACCCCCCAGCUGUCCUGUUCAGUGCACCGGGGCCAGAAGUGAUCAGGAGGUCAAGAUCAGGGACUGGAUUCCUA